Messenger RNA from Aedes aegypti (yellow fever mosquito), 2537 nucleotides. It is a transcript of the gene hook, whose product is annotated as protein hook. Gene Ontology annotation, biological process: cytoplasmic microtubule organization; cytoskeleton-dependent intracellular transport. The transcript is spliced from 4 exons. Gene Ontology annotation, molecular function: microtubule binding; dynein light intermediate chain binding. Lineage: Eukaryota; Metazoa; Arthropoda; Insecta; Diptera; Culicidae. Gene Ontology annotation, cellular component: cytoplasm; centrosome. The record is from RefSeq and is a predicted model, not a curated record. Bases 231 to 2288 code for a protein of 685 amino acids.
UUGACAGACGAACGACACUGUCGUAAACAGUGGCUUGAGUAAUGUAAUCACUUUUUUGUGCACAAGUACAGUUUUUUUUUCACUUAAAGCAAAAGAAAGCGAAAAUACUCCGUGUUUUCUCCUUGUAUCGUGUACCUGCUCUUCGCUUUUAUCGUAGCAGUUUAAUCCACCCCAAGUUCGAAGAGUAGUUCCGUUAGUUUCUCGAUUUGUGCCACACUGUGUUGUGCGGGAUGGAAAGCGACAAGAUGGAAAUCUACGAAUCACUGAUCCGCUGGCUGGGAGUGCUUCAGCUGUCCGCUCCGCACGAAAACAUCCAACAGUUGAGUGAUGGCGUUGCCCUGGCCCAGGCCCUGAACCUAAUUGCCCCGGAAAUGUUCAGUGAGGGAUGGCUGGCCAAGAUAAAGGUCGACGUUGGGCACAAUUGGCGAUUGAAAGUGAGUAACUUGAAAAAGAUCAUCGAAGGUGUCUACGUGUACUAUCAGGACAUCUUGAGCCUGAAUCUUUCGGAGAAACUCCGACCGGAUGCUAUGAAGAUUGCAGAGAAGUGCGACGGAUAUGAGCUUGGGAGGCUUCUGCAGUUGAUUCUCGGAUGUGCGGUCAAUUGCUUGGAGAAACAGAAGUACAUCACGCAGAUUAUGGAACUGGAGGAAUCGCUUCAGAGGAACAUAAUGGCCGCAUUGCAGGAUAUCGAGUACGUAUGGCAGGGAGUGUCUCCUUCGCGUAACUCGAUCAACGCCACCAGCUUGGACGUAAAAACCUUACAGGAAGAUCGCGACAGUUUGGCCCAAAAAUGUCACGAGACGAACAAGAAGAUGCUAAUCUUAAUUGAGGAAAAAUCAGUUCUUCAACAAGAAAUCACCAAACUCCAGGCUCUUAUCGCACGGUACGAGAAUCCGAACUUGAUCGGAGACGAUGGAACAUCCCUGGGACCAGUUCAACUAGGGUCAACCAGGUACAACGACCUGCGGAAGGUGGUGGACAGUUUAAAGGAUGAACUGCUGCAGGCGGAAACGGCGCGCGAUGACCUGAAGAUGAAGUCCGCCAUGCAGGAGAAAGAGAUUGCCGAUCUGCAGGUCAAAAUUGACGAGCUGCACACUGCGACUGCGGAAAUCGCUCAGCUAAAAGAUGAGAUCGACAUCCUGAAGGAGGCCAACGACAAGCUGAAAAUGUGCGAAACCCAGCUGCUAACGUACAAGAAAAAGCUGGAAGACUACAAUGAUCUCAAGAAACAAAUCAAAAUGCUGGAAGAAUGCAGCGCCGAAUAUCUCAAGCAAAAUCUGCAACACGAAGAGGAAGCGAAAAAGUACUCCGGUCUCAAAGGCCAGGUGGAGCUGUACAAGAAGGAAAUUCAAGAUUUGCAUGCCAAACUGGACUCGGAAAUGAGUAAAACCGUGAAGACGGAAUUUGAGUACAAUCAGUUGCAAGCGAAGCUGUCGGCCGUGCAACGGGAAAAAGAAAAUCUCCUGAGCGAGCGGGAUGUGCUCAGGGAGACCUGCGACGAGCUGAAAUGCGGUCAAGCCGCCGAGGAUUCCGAAAGUGGCAACACGAUGUCCAAGGAGCUUCAUUCAAGCGACGUGCGAGACAGAAUCGAACGACUGGAAAGGGAGAAUAAGGUUUUGCGGGAAGGUCAAGGCGGUCAGACUGCGUUAUCGCAACUACUGGAUGAUGCAAACCAGCGAAACGAAAAGCUGCGCGAUCAGUUGAAGGCAGCAAAUCAGAGAGUGUUGCUGUUGAGCCAGCAUCACAACGAAGAUAUCAGCUCCAAGAGCGAUAUGGACAUUCAGCUGAAACAGGCCCUUGAACUGAACGAACAGCGGUCGUCCCAAAUCGAUGAAGCCCAAUCGCAGAUGACCCAGCUGCAUACGAAAAUUGCAAACCUGGAAGCUGCAUUGGCGGCAAAGGACCAAGAACUACUGGCGGCUGAUUCGCGGUACAAGAAGUGCGUGGAGAAGGCCAAAGAAGUAAUCAAAACGCUCGAUCCGCGCGCCAUCAAUGAAGCCCUUCUGCUGGAAAAGCCUUCGCAGGAUGGAGAGGCUUCUUCUUCUUCGGCCACCGGAAGCGGAGGCGAUGCUUCGACACUCACUUCAACUGGUUCGGGUCGCGUUCCGAUGGGCGUCCAAGAGGAGCAACUGAUUGCGACCGCUUUCUAUCGUUUGGGAAUGACCUGCCAGCGCGAGGCCGUCGACUCGCGGCUUGCGUUGCUCAGUGGACCCGGCCAGAGCUUCCUCUCCCGACAACGUCAACCAGCUCCGCGGAAACCGAUGAAUAUGCCGUUCGCCAAAAAGUAGUAAAUGAAGGUCAUCAGAACCGUGGCUCGUCGUAGAAAGGCAUUCACAGGUGGUGCCUUGCUGAAUCAUUCAGAACGAAGAUUUUUACCACACGACCUAGGAAUAGCACCUCUUACUAUUAACGUACUGUAGGAUAAUUUCGAUAUUAUGCAAACCCAUAUUUUAUUUAUGUAUUAUUUAUACACGCUGUCUAACUUACUUUGAACAUUGUGACCCUUUCCAAUAAAGUAUAUACAUAUUUUGAAGGAU